GAUGUAAAUCUGCAAAAAAAAAAAGGACAUGUAAAUAAAACAUCGCCCACACUAAAUCAGUGAGAGAGAGAGAAUCCAGACACUAGCCAUGGCUGCGACAGCUUCGUCUUCCUCUGUCUUCCCUUUGCUUUCUCAUCACUUUCGUUCUCGGAAAUGGACCUUCUCUUCUUCUUGUUAUUCUUCUUCCUCGGUGUUUGUCCGAAACAGAGCCUUUUCUGCCAUCAAAGCAGCUCAAGUUCAAAUCCAUGAGAGCCCAAGACGCAGACGCACUCAGAACGUCGAUGGCGAUUUGUUCGUUGAUAAUAGCUGUAUCGAUUGUGAUACAUGCCGUUGGAUGGCUCCGGAAGUAUUCACCCGAGUGGACGGUAUGUCCGCCGUGAUCAAACAGCCGAGUUGUAAGGAGGAAAGGCUGAACGCACUUCAGGCCUUAGUUUCGUGCCCGACAGGCUCUAUCCGGACAGAAACACCGCCUACCGACAUACUACGAGCUCAAGACACUUUCCCAGUUCCAGUAGAUGAAGAGAGACUUCCGGGUAUCUACCAUUGUGGAUUUCAUUCCAAGAAAUCAUAUGGAGCGGCUUCCUAUUUGAUUCUUCACCCCGACGGAAAUAUACUUGUUGAUAGUCCCCGGUACAUAGAGAGGCUUGCUCAUAAAAUCGAGAUGUUGGGUGGUGUCCGCUACAUAUUUCUAACUCAUGUAGACGAUGUUGCAGAUCACAAGAAAUGGGCAAACCGAUUCCAGGCUACCAGAAUUCUUCACUCUGGAGAUGUUCGAUCUUCGACCUCUGAUGUGGAGAAAAAGCUGGAAGGUGAUGGACCAUGGACCUUGUACGAAGAUAUCAUGCUUAUACACACUCCCGGCCACACAGAAGGAUCGGUGUGCUUGUUCCAUAAACCGCUCAAGGUAUUGUUCACAGGAGAUCAUUUAGCAAUGACGGAGAACGGCAUGAGUAUAUUCGAGCAGUAUAAUCAUGGCUCAAUUCCCCUCCAGCUUGAGAAUGUCCGGAGCUUGAUCGACCUAGACUUCCAAUGGAUUUUACCGGGGCAUGGAAGGAGAGUGUAUUUCGAAGAUAGAGAAGAGAAAUCAAAGAAUCUCGAAGCACUUGUUCAGAAACACUUGGAAAAAACAUCUUGAAUCUUGACACAGAUCUUGUAAACUUGACAAAGUUAGAACAGCUUUUGUAAGAGUUGAGGUUUUUCCUUGAACUUGGCAUGGAUAUGUCUGCUCGUACUGUUUUAGCGUACUUUGUAAGAACAUUAGAGAAGUCUCCUUGUGAAAGAUUCGUACCAAAAUCCAAUGCUUCUGCAUGUAAAAAUAAGAAGAGAAUAUUGGUGAGAUUUUAUUUUCUA
Molecule: messenger RNA, 1350 nt
Organism: Tarenaya hassleriana
Lineage: Eukaryota; Viridiplantae; Streptophyta; Magnoliopsida; Brassicales; Cleomaceae
Exons: 11
Coding region: 89-1135 (348 amino acids)
Source: RefSeq, a predicted model, not a curated record